AUGACGGACAAGCCAGAUGUCAUUGCGGCAAAAGUAGCUGGUUCACCAGAGCACGCCGUCAUGCCGACUAUCAUCACGUCGGAAGAGGAGGACGCGGCGGAAGAAAGACGUCCUCUUCAGGUUUCGACCAGCGUGGAGGAGCUCCUGAAGGAGUACGACAGGAGGCUCGGCCGGAUAGAGGCCUGGCACGCAAAGACCCAGGAAGUUGUUGCUGAACCAUCGCCUCGCCUUAGCAGUCCCGGUGUGCAAGUUCACGCUGCGCAAGUCCUUGGCGGAGGCGAUGCAUCCUUUACUAGCGGGCACUUCACCCUCAAGCGGGAGCUGACCGGCAGCAAAGUCGAUCUCGAAGAGCAAGCGGAGCUGGAUGACCAACAUCCCUUUAGCAGGAUGUGGAUGAACGCCAGGCUGCAGCACCAGGAGAUGUUCGACCAGGACCUCCUGCAGUCCAUCUACGAGAAGUCUGGACAGAGGGCACGCAACCGGGUUGCAGUCUUCGGAGGCGGCUUGAUGGGCAUUUUGUCCAUGCCUUUCGGGCCCAUUGGCAUGGCUGCGGGCGGACUCUUCGGAGCCUUGGUUGGUAUGCUGAUCGGGAUCUGCUUGGAUCGGCGGCGGUACAUGCAGAGCAUGAAGCAGUCCGAGAUAGAGACCCGACGCUUGAAAAGCUUAGUUCGCUGGUCUGCUGAGCGCUUUGCAGACGAGGAUGACCCCUUGGCUGCCGUGCAGCAUCUGGAGCUGGUUGUCUUGGAAUUCAAGCCUGUUGCAGACAUAGCCAUGGCCUCCAAAAAUGCGCGUCGCACCUUGAAGCUCUUGGACUCUUGGGCAGCCCGCCGAAGCAUGAUGCGCCAGCUCUGGGCCUACAUGGACAACAUCUUGAUCAACUGGAAGAAGUUGACGCAAGCAGAUUUCUUGCGCAAGAUACAAGAGUAUGUCUCGGAGACGUCGUUUGGCAUUCUCGACUGCACGCUCAAGCCUCUGCACCUUCUUUGCAGCGCAGCGCUGCGCUGUGUUCCGAUGGCAGCGCCAAAGAGCGUGGAGCAAUCCUCCGAAUGCCAUCGGAGCUCAGGAGGCUAUCCGGAUCCUUACACCUACAACGGCAAGGGCAAGGCGAUCUACAAUCCGCCCGUCGAGCUGCCGUCCUCAAGUGCCAGCAACUUCUUUGAGGAAGCAGGGGCAGGAGAAGCAGAGGAGACGGAAGCCCGGCGCAAGUUCAACAAGUUCUGCACGCAGCCAGAUGGCUCUGAGCCAAAAGCUCACCUGACCUAUGAAAGCUUUUGCCGGCUCGUGGCGCACUACGAGGCGGCAUCUUCCUCAAUGGUGCAGUCUUAUUUCUAUGCCAUUGACCGCAAGCGAGACAACAUGAUAGACUUCGACGAGUUUUUCCUGGGUGUCGUGGCGGGAGAUCCAACGACCGUGCACAUACUCAAUUCCUUCACUGGGAGAGAGAGGGCACAGUUCACGUUCGACUUCUACGACAUGAACCACUCUGGCCUUUUAGAGAUCGAGGAGUUUGAGCGAGUGGUCCGGGACUGCGCGCUGUCACAGCUUAGCCCCGAGCAGUGCAAAGGCACUGCGCUGGAGAAAGCAGAAGAGCUUGGCCUGAUGGACGACAGGCAGGAUGGUGGCUUCACGCCUCCUGACACAGGCAAGUUCUACGAGUUCAUUAUGACGGAGCGCUUGCGCGGCACUUCGCGGCUCUUCCGUUUCCAGAAGAGCCUCAUAAAGCCUCCACAGAGCCGGUCGCAGAAACGAGGUCCGCAAGCUUCGGUGGGGGCGGCGGGGCCCUUGGGGCACUUGGGGCACCCCACAGCCCUUUCGGAGCCUCAAAUGCCGAGCUCCUUCGUCCCCGCGGCCCCCACGGCCGCCCCCAGCCAACGCUCGGAGCGCUGCCGCCCCGAGCGCAGUGAGCGCCCGGAGGAGCGACUCCGGCCGCAGGAGUGCUUUGAGCUCCCGGAGGCCGGCCACAAGGAGGAUCCCAUCCCGGAUCUGACGACGGAAGAGCCGGGCAGCGAGCAGGACUCCGAGAUGAGCCCUUACAUCCUGGGCCUCGAAAGCGACGCCCCAAGCCCCGACGCGAAGGAUGUGUCUGUCAAUCUGCCUCCCUACGACGCGUACCUGCCGCCUGCGCCUGCGUGCCGCAUCGCGUUGGACGACAGCUUGGGCACUGCCGACGCCGUGCUUGCCGCGCAACGCGUCAUGGAGACGCUCAGCGUGGAAGACUUUCCAGGUCUCAUGCCUCCAGCGGAUGGAAGCUUUGUGCUCUUGACAUCUGCUGAGCUCGUCGACCUCUGCCGGGCGGUCCGCCCAAUUCUGGCGGAGGAGGAGAUGAUCAUUCCGAAAGUGGUAGAGCCCAUCAAGGUCUUUGGCUCACUGCAUGGUCAGCUCUGUGACCUUCUAUCGUGGUUUAAGUGGCACAAGCCACCAUCAGACGGGCCCAAAGGUGACCUGCAGUAUGUGAAUUAUGUUUUCCUGGGUGACUAUGCAGAUCGUGGAGGUUAUGGACUGGAGGUCAUCUCGAUCCUCUUUUCCCUCAAGGUGUUAUUUCCCCACCGUGUCUUUCUUCUUCGUGGUCAUCAUGAGAAUCGACAUGUGAACUACCACCUUGGCUUUCGGCAAGAAUGUGAAAGGCGAUUAGGUGCAGCAGGACUCGAGGUCUUUGAGUAUGUGAAUUCUGCGUUCGAUCACCUUUCCCUGGCCGCCCUAACCUGGAGCGGCUUCCUGGCGAUGGGGCCGGGCGUUGUGCCCGCAUCCUUGGCGGCCAUGGAUCAGCUCAACCUGUACCAGAAGCCGCUGUCGCUGCCGCAUCCGUCUCAGGCGAGCGAGUUGGCCAGCGAUGACACUGACAGUGAGCAGAUUUUGCUGGAGCUCUUCACGCCAAGCUCGCUUCUGUCUCGAGACCUGGGGGCGAGAACCGUGCUCGACGACCAGUCCCUGAAGGUAUUCUGUGCAUCUCAGAAGCUCAAGGGGGUCAUCUUCGGCCGCCAGAUCCUACCGCACGGGCAUUUGACGGAGAACGGCGUGAUCAGGGUGUGCUCUUGCCUGAACUACUGCGACCUGUUCCCGGGCAACCUGGCCUCCAUCCUUUACAUCAUGACCGACUUGGACUUGACAGCCUUGAUCAAACCGAAGGUCAUGACCAGCUUUCUGGACAAGCAUCACCACCUCUCCGACUGCCCAAACGGGGCAGUGCCUCGGCGAAGCAGCUCGCCAAGCCGCUGGCCCAAGCAGAUUCGCGCGCCAACCCCUGACCGCAUCAUUGCAGUUGAGCACAGCGAACGCACGGAAAGCAAGGCCGGUCCCCUCGUGCUCUUCCCCGCGUACAAAGCUUGCGUGCCGAAGAGGGCACGCCCGGGAUCCACCAUACCGGAUGGCAGACCAGCUCAAGGCAAGGGCCUUUCGACCGUUUCCCCGGCGGGAUGCUUUCCGCGAAGUACUGGGGAUCUCAAAGCCAUUGGUGUUUUCUGA
Messenger RNA from Symbiodinium necroappetens, 3462 nucleotides. NCBI's taxonomy places the organism in Eukaryota, Dinophyceae, Suessiales, Symbiodiniaceae. The record is from the annotation of a GenBank genome assembly.